Molecule: messenger RNA, 2852 nt
Organism: Ostrinia furnacalis (Asian corn borer)
Lineage: Eukaryota; Metazoa; Arthropoda; Insecta; Lepidoptera; Crambidae
Product: pro-resilin
Exons: 7
Coding region: 1073-2638 (521 amino acids)
Biological process (GO): positive regulation of transcription by RNA polymerase II
Cellular component (GO): RNA polymerase II transcription regulator complex
Molecular function (GO): transcription coactivator activity
Source: RefSeq, a predicted model, not a curated record
GAUGUACCUAAUACUAUGGUGGAACAAAAACUAACUUAAGCUCGCGGCUUCGCUUGCGUUAAACUUUCCCACUACCCUCGUUUUAUAUCCGGUGGCAAGCAGCAUUUUCAGUAAAGCGUAAAGUGAACUACCGAUCCGAUACUUGCGAUAGAUUAUCUCCACGCACAGUUACUUUAUUGGAUGCAGGUUGCCCUAUACAUGAUCUGACACUUCUUUAAAAUAAAAUUAAUGUUUCCUUUGGUUUCUUUCACACACGACAAAAUGGAGUGGCGGAUUUACAGAUUAGGCGCCCGGGGGGGUGUUGUUGGAUCUUAUUUGACUGGCCUGGCGAACAUUGAUUAUAUUCGUAUCCGAAAUACGUACCUACUUACUUUAUGUAUGUAAAAAAUAAUUAUGAACUAAAAUUAAAUCUGCCACCCCUUAAAAUUUGCCACCCUAGGCUUCAGCCUACUCAGCCUGGUAAAUCUGCCACUGGUCACUUCAAAAAAAUGCAGAUAAAUGAUAAUAAUAUAGCUCACCCAACCCAACACCAAUACCAGCAAUAUUAUUAUACCCUAUCUUCGGCUCUCUGUAUCCAGAUUUUGCCUGAAACCAAUUUUCAAAACAAUGAUUACUGUCAAUACGCUAUUUAAAAGAUAACGAGUAACAUAAGAUGUUAUUUAGAUAUUCAAAUACCAUCACUUCGAUCUAGAUUUCACAAAGCCCAUCCUCUAACCACAGCCGAUAAGUUCCAAGGACCCGCAAUUGUCAUCUCAAAUCACUCGAAACUAUAACAAAGCUUGAUUCUUUCAUGUAAGUGCCGGCGCACGCGCAUUGAGCCUAUCAAACUAUAAUAAACCAAUACAACUACGAAACAGAAACAUAGAACUUAAGAGUAUAGAGAUAGGGGUGCUUUUCGAAGUUCAAGAAGAAGAGGAGCAGCAAAGAUAAGUUGGUUGAAAGAAGACAUUGUCAAGAGUUUGUUAGUAUAAAUAGGUGAGAGGACUCGGUCAGUAUCAUUCAAUGUUUGUGGAUCGAACUAACAUCUACAACAGCUAAGGAUUAUCCAAUUGAUCUCUUAUUCAACAACAAUAUGAAGGUUUUCAUACCUCUACUUUGCUUACUAUCCAUCUCAUUUGCCGAACCUCCUGUAGGCGACGGUUAUGCAGCAGCCCGAUCAGGCCACGGGAGCCACGACCACCACGAUCACGAUCACGACCACCACGACGUCGAUAUCCAACGGUCUCUAUCCCAGGAGUACGGAGCCCCGGCCGCUAGAAGCUUUGGAUCUCGCAACGCAUUGUCCCAGGAAUACGGCCCCCCUUCGGCCAGGUCUGGCCUCUCACAGGAGUACGGAGUCCCUGGUCUCCGCAGUUCCCCAUCAGACACCUACGGAGCACCGUCAGCGCGUGGACUGAGUCAAGAAUACGGCGCGCCUGCAGCAAGAAUUUCUCAGGAAUACGGACCACCCUCCGCCCGAUCUGGACUUAACCAGGAUUACGCGUCUGCCAGGAACAGCCUGUCCCAAGAAUACGGAGCACCUAAUGCUAGAGCAGGACUAUCUCAGGAAUAUGGCGUCCCAAGUGCCAGAUCAGGCUUGUCCCAAGAAUAUGGUGUGCCUAAUGCUAAGUCAGCACUGUCCCAAGAUUACUCUGCUCCUAGUGCCAGAUCUAGCCUGUCUCAGGAAUAUGGUGCCCCAGGCUUGAGAUCUUCAGAUUCUUACGCGUCUGCUAGGUCUCCUUCGUCCACUUAUGGAGCUCCUGACUUUCGCUCCGCUCCAUCUGCUGAAUACGGAACUCCAUCCCAAAGAAGCUUCGGGUUCAAGUCUUCCCAAAAAUCCAGCCCCGGCUUUCGCAGCCCUCAGUUCAACCCCAACUCCAUCUCCCAACAAUACGGAGCCCCUGCUCGUAGCGCCUCGUCUCAGGGUUAUAGUUCUGCUGCUAAGUCUUCCUUCGGAUCUCGUAGCGUCUCCCAAUCCUAUGGGACCCCUAGGAGCAGCCCUUCCCAAUCCUACGGAGCUCCUGCCCGUUCCCUUUCCUCUCAAUAUGGCGCCCCUGCAAGGAGUUCUGACUCGUAUUCUCAGGGAUUUAGGUCUGUUUCCCAGACUUAUGGUGUGCCCAGCCAGCGAGGAUUGUCCGACACCUAUGGCGCUCCUGAGGCGAGGGGCAUUUCUCAGGAGUAUGGCGCUCCCUCGGCCCGAGCUAACUUGAAGACUAGUGCUUUUGCUUCGCCGUUCUCGGCUAGGUCGUCUCCAUCUUCCACGUACGGUGCGCCAUCAGCUCGCGACGCCAUGCCCUCGGACCAGUACGGAGUGCCUGAACAGUACAACGCGCUCUCCAGCCAAGGUUACGACUACGCCAGGGAUGCUCUGGAUGAGCUGCUGAACCAGGAGCCAGCCAACUAUGACUUCGCCUACAAAGUCAACGACUACCUCUCAGGCAGCGACUUCGGCCACACCGAGACCAGGCAGGAGAACCGUGCUGAGGGCUCCUACUUCGUCGUUCUACCUGAUGGCACUAAACAGGUGGUGGAAUACGAGGCAGACGAACGUGGCUUCAAGCCCAGGAUCUCAGUGGAGCCUGCUGACGCUUCAGCGCGCUCUGGUGGAUAUGACGAGAACGCUGCUGACCUAGCUCGGUCUGGAGAUGGACCUUAUUAAAACAGACAUAAGGGUCAUUUUAAACGAGCAACUAUAGCCAACUAACGCGUUAAUGUUUCAGCAAUUUCUUCCAGUUUUUUGGUCGAAAAAGUCAAUUUUUUUUGUAGAAAUCUAGAAGCAAUGUUUUUGCGAACCUCACGCAAUAUUGUUGUUGAAUUAAAACAAUAUUGAUGCUACAUUGAGGCAAUAUCGCUUCCAAAUUAAUGAAUAUAGU